ACUUGAAUUGAUCAUUACAACAAGAAAUGGAAGAAGAGCGAAAGAAGAAAGUGAUGGUGGCAAUUGAUGAGAGUGAGUAUAGCCACUACGCUCUGCAAUGGACUCUUGACACUCUUGGUGAAACCAUCUCCAAUUCUGGUCUUAUAAUCUUCACUGCACAGCCUUCUGAUUUUAUUCAUGUUUAUGCUUCCACUUUUGGCGCUGCUCCUCCUGACUUGAUAGCAUCCAUGCAAGAAAACCAAAAGAAGGUUGCUGCUGCCCUACUCAGUAAAGCAAAGGAGAUCUGCGCCCAGCAUGGGAUUGAUGCAGAGACAUUGACAGAAGCUGGGGAUCCUAAAGAGGUAAUAUGUGCAGCUGCCGAAAAGCUCAGUGUCCAGUUGCUUAUCGUAGGCAGCCAUAGCCGUGGAGCAAUAAAGAGGGCUUUCUUGGGAAGUGUCAGCAAUUACUGUGUUAAUAAUGCAAAGUGCCCUGUACUUGUGGUGAGAAAACCGACUUGAAGGCUUGAAAACCGACUUGGAAAGUGUGCAGUAAGAGUUGAAGCAAUGCAGAAAUAGCUCAGUUCUAGUUCUAAUAAAACUUGGUGUAUGCAAAUAAAAUUAUGCAAUUAAUUUGCACUGAUUUAAUAAAAUGGAUACUGUUGAGUUCAUGCAA
Molecule: messenger RNA, 651 nt
Organism: Mangifera indica (mango)
Lineage: Eukaryota; Viridiplantae; Streptophyta; Magnoliopsida; Sapindales; Anacardiaceae
Product: universal stress protein A-like protein
Exons: 4
Coding region: 27-497 (156 amino acids)
Source: RefSeq, a predicted model, not a curated record